Amoebophrya sp. A25 is the source of this 3337-nucleotide messenger RNA. The record is from the annotation of a GenBank genome assembly. Lineage: Eukaryota; Dinophyceae; Syndiniales; Amoebophryaceae.
AAGAGAGCAAAGUUCUUGUGCUCCAACAUAAUUCCAACAACUCCUUCUAAAAAGAACAGUGGAUGUACUUGGCGCUAAAAGUCGAGUAAAAACAAAACGAAAAAGAUUUUUUUGAAUCUGAAGAAAUCACAGCUUUGUUGUGCAGUUCACUCUAUUCCAUCAGCUAAGAACCACUGAAUUUCACAAAGCUAUCACGAACGAGUAACCGCAUCCUUGACGAAGGAGCUUCGUACGAGACUCGCAAUUUUCAUCGACACAAAUUAAGAGAAGCUUGCACGUGCGUCGACAGACUACCGUAACAACUUCUACCGUGUUGGAAAGAUCGUGUUCCACUCAGUUGUACUCUGUUUGAAGACCUGCAGGAGCGCUGCGACAGCGAGAGCGACUACAGGCACUUGUGCCGGACACGACUUGCUUUGGAUUGGCGAAGUUGCGACAGUCUCUGCCGCACACUUGAUUGCGGCAAAACCAAAAUGCUAGGGAAUUCACAACGUGCCGGUCAUGAGGACUGUUACUGCUGUCUCUUCGUACCGCAGGAUAGUGUUGCAAUCAUAGAACACUUCGGAAAGUUCGACCGCGCAGCGCCAGCAGGAUUUCUUUGUCUCAAAUGCCCAGGCGUGUGGGUAGUCAGGGACCUCGUCACGCUCAGGGUGCAGCAGCGAUUCGUCGAGGUCGAAACGAAGACAAAAGACAAUGUCUUCGUGCAGAUACAAGUGGCUGUACAGUGUACUAUUUGAUACGUUCUUCUAGCAUUUUAGUUUCAUAUUCAUAUUUGUUCCGCUUCCGGCCCUCCUGGUUCAUUAAGAACGAUGAUAUAAAAAUCAUGAUAGAUAAUGUACAGAUGGUAUUACAACUUCUGGCAGCAUAAAUGAUUGAUUCGUCCCCUCUUUCCAACUUUCAGUUGAAGUGAUUCCGGGUCGAGUGGAGGACGCCUACUACCGAUUAGCACAACCAGCAGCGCAGAUCUACGCUUAUGUCUACGACGCGGUACAGUCUUCUGAUACAUCAUGAUCUUCUGACUCAUCAAUCAUCAUUGGAAGAUCUUCUCGUAAUGAAAAUGAUAAUCAUAAGAAGAAGAUGAAUACUUCCUUGACUUACUUACCAUACUUAUAUAUACUUCCCUUACCUAUAACCUAUUCUUGCUUGAUGUGCAACACUUUUUGCCUCUACUCGUGUCCGUUCUUUAUGAAUUGGGGAGUUUCCACCUUGCGCAUUUCCACCCUUGCCAGAAAAGAAAAAAAAAACUUUCACGAUGAGCGAGGUUGCUUCGGUGCCUGACUAGGCUUUGGCACUUCGCGACACCUUGCGACUACUGCAUGUAGACCCCAUUCCAGGCGUCAGCGCCAUCGGUUGGAAGCGACACCCGACGGAGAGAGAGGCGGGCCAAAGAGAUGGGCAAAAGGUGGCCUUCCUUCUGCAGUUGGUCGAUGCUUCUGACCAUCGCUAGAAACCCGAAGGAGACCAGAUCCGCAACCGUCGCAGUGGGGCGAUUGGUCACGAUUUUGCCCACUUCCACCCUUACCCGAGAAAAGCCUGAUCAGAUCUUGGUCAGGUGCCUCAAUUUGGGACAGGGUGGACCAGGGCAAAAACGUGACAUCCCGAUGGCGUCAUAUUUAUUGGGGUGAUUGGUCACGUUUUUGCCCACUUCCACCCUGUCCCGAAUUUCUCCAAUUUGAGUCCAGGAGGCCUGCCAAAAUGCUGGACAGGGUGGAACAAGGCAAAAACGGGACCAACCACCCUAAUGCGACGCCAAGAAAAGCCCAGGCCUCGCGAAAUCUGGCCUCAGGUCUCGGUGGAUCCGAUCAGGGCGAGAGGGUGGACGACCUGACCCGAACCCCCGACCCAACACCCCAUGGCCUCUGAGGUUGUCUGUUGAAAGCCCACAUCUGUCGCCCGCCGCGCAUGCCUGCCCUGUAAAUCCACCAGCAGCCGCUGCCACUCUCAUGAGCAACUUGGGCCAAUGGGAUCACUAUCCCACUUUCCUCCAAAAAACAUUUUUUUUUUCAUUCAGGGGUAGAACCAGGCAAGGUGGAAAGUCCCCACUUCAUAUUCUUUGAGGUGGAAAAGCGCAUCGUUGUACAAACCCUUUUCAGGUCCGAUCAACCAUUCCUAACAUGAAUCUGGACGAGGUUUUUGAGAACAAGAGCCAAGUUUCGGCAGAAGUGGAGACUCAGGUGGCAGAAGCGAUGAUGAGUUUUGGUUACAAAAUUCACGGAGCGUUGAUCGUGGAUGUACUUACUUUUUUUUGUAUAAUUCUUUUUUGAGUGAAUCUGAGUAACUCCUGUAACACGCCAUCUACAGAGGGAUCGUUGGCAUCGAAUAUUAUGUGUCUCCGACUUCUGAUUUGCGUGGGAUACAAGUUUACCAUGAGUACACGGCCGGUACUCACUGAAGAAAGCUACAAAAACCAUCUCCGCCAAUAUAUCAUUCUCAUCUUCGAUUUCGAUAGUCCCCUACGCGCGACCUACGGUGUCCUCCAUUUCAAUUGAUGUCUAGAUAUCUCCCGCAGCAGCAGUGAAGAAUAGUAUGAAUGAAAUCAACGCCAACAAGAGGAAGCGGAUUGCUGCUGCAGAGGUCGCGGAGGCGCAGAAAAUUUUUUCAAUAAAACGUGCAGAGGCGGAGGCUGAGAGCAAAUAUCUUCAAGGUAUUUUUAGUCUUGAAGUUGUAUCUCUUAUUUUUUUUGGAUCGUGUAAUUUCUUUAUCGCCACGAAGGUAUGACAUGACACGACUCUCCUUUCAAUAGCCCACAUCCAUGUACGUAGUGCAGUCGGUUUUCCCACAACAUGUUCAUUUUCUACGUCCUCCUCCUGUUCCAUCAGGUGAGGGCAUCGCGCGGCAGCGACGAGCUAUUGUUGAAGGACUCAGAGAUAGCGUGAACGAGUUCUCAGAGCGGAUUGAGGGCAUGAAGGCAAAGGACGUCUUGGAAUUGGUCUUGAUAACGCAAUAUUUCGACACACUCAAGGAUAUUGGAGAAAAAACUACGACAAGUACCGUGUUUGUGCCACAUAAUCCGGGAGCAUUAGGUCAAUACUCGAAAGAAAUCCGAGAUGGAAUGGCAAAGUAAGAGUUUUUUGGCUCUUUACUUCCUGAUUUUCUUAGCAUGUGAACUUCCAGCCUGCAAUAACGUCUUUUCUCCCUUCUUUUCUAAGACUUUCACUGCGCAAAAGUUUUAGAUUGUUGUGACGACCAUGACCAACCUUUUAUUUUGGAUUUGGACGUCGUAUUGGUAGUAUCCCCUUCCUCUCCUCCUGAUUCACGAAAGUACCUCUGAAUCUCCAGGCUACAGUACUUUUAGACCCGUAUCACGUUACCAGACGCGUGCUGUCAGGUAUACAAU